Molecule: messenger RNA, 3649 nt
Organism: Toxotes jaculatrix (banded archerfish)
Lineage: Eukaryota; Metazoa; Chordata; Actinopteri; Toxotidae
Gene: arfgap3
Product: ADP-ribosylation factor GTPase activating protein 3
Exons: 16
Coding region: 107-1699 (530 amino acids)
Biological process (GO): COPI coating of Golgi vesicle
Molecular function (GO): GTPase activator activity
Source: RefSeq, a predicted model, not a curated record
GUCCUCCUACUGACGUGUCGUAUUCGGUUAUUGAGGAAAAACACAGCGCUGUUUUUCAUGCUAACGUUACUUCUGUAACCAACAGGUAUUAUCAACAGACUGAACAAUGUCAGAGCCCAACAAGCAGGACAUUUCUGCUAUUUUUAAGCGACUGCGCUCCAUUCCUACGAACAAGGUUUGCUUUGACUGUGCAGCUAAAAACCCCAGUUGGGCCAGCAUCACCUAUGGUGUAUUCCUAUGUAUAGACUGCUCGGGGACUCACAGGUCUCUGGGGGUGCACCUGAGCUUUAUCAGGUCUACUGAGCUGGAUUUUAAUUGGUCCUGGUUCCAGCUAAGAUGUAUGCAAGUGGGAGGCAAUGCCAGUGCGAUUGCUUUUUUCAGUCAACACGGGUGCACAGCCAGCGCUGCCAACGCAAAGUACAACAGUCGAGCUGCUCAGCUGUACAGAGAGAAGAUAAAAACUUUAGCCACACAAGCCACCAGACGCCAUGGCACUGAGUUGUGGCUCGACAGUCAGGCUCCUCUCUCUCCAGCGUCUCCAGAGGACAAGCAGGUGGAUUUCUUCAGUCUGCAUUCACAGGGUGUUCCUGAAAAUUUGAACAUGGCCAAAAUGAGUCUCAGCUCCUCCACAUCGGAGAGUUUAACAACAGAAAAGGAGGAAGACAAAAAUGGUAAUUCAGAGGAGGGUCCAAGUGUGGAAAUGCUGAGUGUUUCCCCAAAAGCAAAUCCAGAGCCUUCCUCUCUUCUCAAGAAGAAGCCAGCUGCUGCCAAGAAAACAUUGGCCUCUAAGAAGGGUGGUCUGGGCGCUCAGAAAGUGAGCAGCCGGAGCUUCUCAGAGCUGGAGAAGAAGGCUCAAGCUGCUGACAAGCUGAGAGAGAAAGAAGAGAGCACUGCGAGUGCCAAGAAGAAUGUUCAACCUGAGGAGUCUAUCGCUCCGUCCUUGCGACUGGCCUAUAAAGAUCUUGAGCAGCAGAGGAAAAUAGAGGAUCAAAAGCUGAAGGGAUUAGAGGGGAAGAAGAAGGAGCAAGCUGAGAGACUGGGCAUGGGUUUAGGCAUCAGGAGCGGAGUUUCUCACUCUGUGACAUCGGACAUGCACAUCAUUCAGCAGGAGAAUCCUCUGGGAGCAAAGACCUCCAAGGGACGGCGGUUCACUGAGGAAGAUGAUGAUGAAGGGUCCUUCAGUUCUAGGAUCAUGUCCCGUUUUGAGGAUCAAACAGAACCAUCUGAUAAUUUCUCUUCACGGUGGGGUGAUGGAGGCGAUGGAGGAGGCUGGUUAAAGGAAAGCAAGAAACCAGAGCCAGACUUCUACUUGUCCUCCACUAUAUCUUCAUUUGAUGACAGGCCAACAGCCAGGAGGAAGCCAGAACCAGUGCCAGUGUCAGACUCAGGAGAAGCUCGGAAAAAGUUUGGAGAUGAUGUCAAAGCCAUCUCCUCUGACAUGUACUUUGGAAAACAAGACAACUCUGAGUACGAGGCCAAAACACGACUGGAAAGAUUUGCUGGGAGUGCCGCGAUAAGUUCAGCAGACCUUUUUGAUGAUCCAAAGAAACAGCCUGCGAGUUCGUACCGUCUGACCAAUGUGUUGCCCAGUGCUCCUGACAUGUCUCAGCUCAAACUGGGAGUCCGCUCAGUCGCAGGAAAACUCUCUGUCAUGGCCAGCGGCGUAGUUAGCUCAAUUCAGGACCACUACAGUUCCUGAAACACGGUGCAUCUCCUCGUAGAGUUAGAUCAUUUCCCCUGUGAGUGGUGGUUCCUUACCUGGGGAGAAAAGGUGAAAGGUCACACAUCUGAAUCUAUCCCCAAAUUAUCCUGUAUACAUCUACAUCUAGUUUUUUAUUAGAUAAUGUAUAUACGACAGUCACCUUGAUUCUAUUAGAAUAAAGUUGACUAAAGCACAAUAUUUGUUCCUGUGCAGGCAUCUUGAAGGGAUAUCUCUAUGGAUAUACAGUCAUGAAGAGUCUCUAGUUGGCAAUAAUGAUGUAGUUUGCUUUGCGGUCCUGGGGUUUGAAUAUGUAGAAAUACUGUAUGUAGCAGUGUGAGGGGAUUUGUGGUGUUAUGAAGGAGGGAUUUGCUUUUUGAUUCCUUUAGUUAAUUAUGUCAGAACCUAAGCAGCUGAGACAAUUCAGUUUGAAGUACUUAAGUGGUUAACACACACACACAGACACUCACUCACUCAUCACGUGCACUUUGUGGUGUCAUCUUGUAAUUUCCCACAGGUUUGAAAGUGUCCUUUCCGUCCCCAAAGUGCACUUAUGUUUGCUCUUCCACAGACAGGACCAAAAGCUGAUAAUGAGGCCUUGGGGAACCAGAUAUAUAUUUCUUAAUUUAGUAUAAUAUCAGUUGUGUAAAUUCAUAUUGGCCUAAUUAGCACUUAAGCUUCAUUAUCCUGGAAGUAGCUAUGUUUUGCUUGUUUUUUUUUGUGGGUCAUGCAUCUGUAGUGCAAAAGGACAAGAUGACAUGGAGCCUAAGCAGGAAUAAGAAUAAUUUUUAAGAGAUGAGCUCUAAUGAGGUGUUUGUUGGUAGGUGGACUUUGUUGUCUUUGGACCUUGUUUCCAGUCUGUAUGCUAAGCUAAGAUAACUGGCUGCAGGGUGUAGCUUCGGACAGAUAUAAGAGUGAUAUCAAUGUUUCAUCUAACCCUUGCCAAGAAAACAAACCCACUAUGUCAAAUAGAUCCUUUAAAAAAACUCAUGAAGUGUUAUUUCUUUCUCAAUCCAGUUUAAUUAGACACUUUAACUUUGACUUUGUAAUCAAGAGUGUGGUCAGCAAUGUUAUAUAUGGAAUUAUUGACUUUUGAUGAUGGAUUUUGUUAAAAAUUAUGUUUAGACAUCUGCAAUGAAUUCGUAGGUUGUCCUCUUUGGUAUAUUAUUUAAUGGCACACACUUAUAGAGUCUUGAAGGCUUGAAUUUCCUGAAGUGAGACUUUUUUUUUUUGUAGCUUUCAGGCCCCGUUGUACAGCAGCACAUGUCCACUUAAAAGAAUGAAUGUAAACAAUCCCUUUAAAGCCUUCAGAGUUCAUUUUUUUGUUGCUGCACCAUACUGCCAAGGUCCAAAUGAUAUAUUUAAUUACCUUACAUAUAACAGAGGCAGUUGGAUUUGACAAUUAAAGGCAAUAGAAAAGCAACUUGAUAUCUGUCUAUGGCUUUAGUACUGGAAAAACUACAGUUUGACCUUUAGCAUUUAUCUAAAGUUUACUUAUGAGGGACCAGUGUUUUUGAAGCCCAGAUCAGGAACAUGAUGAUUAUAUUACUGAGCAAUUUCUGUACUGUUUAUGCUUCUCAGGAGUUUGAUUUGACAUGCUAAGUAUGAAACACUAUGAGUUAUAUAAGAGUUAUAUAUCCUUCAUUGACCAAAUAUUUGUUAACUCCAUCACUUUAUGCCUUAGUCCAAAGAUCUCCUAACCAUUUGUCCUAAAAUUGCAAUAUUGUGGAGUCAUCUCGUUACCCUUUUUUGCACAUAAUUUGUUAGAAAUUGCACGUGGCAGCUUUUGCUUGAAUGUACUGUAUUGCAAUUGAACCUUUGCCUCCAAGUUGACGACGCGUCCAUGUUAGACUUGUUGUUUUUUGUUUUGUUUUUUUUGAUCUUUGUAAGAUUGUUUGUGUCUUCUGCUGUGUAAUUUUGCUAAAUGUUACAUAAAAGAAUAGCAGCUUG